This is a messenger RNA of Fraxinus pennsylvanica, 417 nucleotides long. The record is from the annotation of a GenBank genome assembly. Lineage: Eukaryota; Viridiplantae; Streptophyta; Magnoliopsida; Lamiales; Oleaceae.
AUGUCAUUUUUGGCACUACUUAAAAGACAUUUUUUCAUCCCGGAUUUGCAACUUGACACAUGGGUGUUGGCCGUCACUGUUUCAACUCUAGUUGGGAAGAUGUAUGUUACACCCCCAGAUACUGAUAUAUAUGCUGUUCCAAAGGUUCUCGCACCAAUGCCUCAAAAGUACAUUCGAUGUGCACAAAGCGAUUAUGGAUGCUACAAUGUGACAGAGCCACCCAUUGAUGCCCCUAGAGAUCCGAUGUACAAAUCUGAGAAAGAAGUCUUAAAGGUUUUCCUGACAAAGCAUUACAGGAAUCGCCGGCUGGGUGACCCAGAAUUUACUCUGGAUUUUGAGGAGAUCUAUGUAAUUGACUCAAAAACAAAAUCAAUCUCCAGAGCAAAAGUCUUGGUGAGCAAAUUUCAUGUGAACUAA